Drosophila takahashii is the source of this 1352-nucleotide messenger RNA. RefSeq lists its product as uncharacterized. Gene Ontology annotation, biological process: glutathione metabolic process. The record is from RefSeq and is a predicted model, not a curated record. Lineage: Eukaryota; Metazoa; Arthropoda; Insecta; Diptera; Drosophilidae. Gene Ontology annotation, molecular function: glutathione transferase activity.
CAUUCUUCAAAAUGGAUUUCUACUACAUGCCAGGUAGCGGUGGAUGCCGUACUGUCGUUAUGGUGGCCAAGGCUCUUGGACUCGAGCUGAACAAGAAGCUUCUGAACACCAUGGAAGGCGAGCAGUUGAAGCCGGAGUUCGUGAAGCUCAAUCCCCAGCACACCAUCCCCACUCUGGUGGACAAUGGAUUCUCCGUUUGGGAGUCCCGAGCCAUUGCCGUGUAUCUGGUGGAGAAGUACGGCAAGGACGACUCCCUGUUCCCCAAGGAUCCCAAGAAGCAGGCCGUGGUCAACCAGCGCCUGUACUUCGACAUGGGAACUCUGUACGAUGCCUUCGCCAAGUACUACUACCCCCUGUUCCGCACUGGAAAGCCCGGAACUGAGGAGGAUCUGAAGAAAAUCGAAACCUCCUUCGGUUUCCUCGACACUUUCCUGGAGGGCCAGGACUAUGUGGCCGGAGACCAGCUCACCGUGGCCGACAUCGCCAUCCUGGCCACCGUCUCCACCUUCGAGAUUGUUAAGUUCGACUUCAGCAAGUACGCUAAUGUCACCAGGUGGUACGAGAAUGCCAAGAAGGUGACUCCCGGAUGGGACGAGAACUGGGAGGGUCUGCUCGCCAUGAAGGCAUUCCUUGAGGACCUUCCCAAAAUGGAUCUUUACUACCUGCCUCUGGUUAGCGCCUGUCGCUCCGUUCUCAUGGUGGCCAAGGCCCUUAAUCUUGACCUGAACAAGAAGCUCCUGAACACCCUGAAGGGAGAGCAGCUGAAUCCGGAUUUCAUCAAGAUCAACCCCCAGCACACGAUCCCCACUUUGGUGGACAAUGGAUUUACCAUCUGGGAGUCGCGAGCCGUCGCGGUCUACCUAAUCGAACAGUACGGCAAAGACGAUUCCCUCUAUCCCAAGGAUCCCAAGAAGCAGGCGGUGAUCAACCAACGUCUUUACUUUGACAUGGGCUCCAUGUAUCCCUCGCUGGCCAACUACUACUACAAAGUGUUUGUCACCGGCCAGUUCGGCAGUGACGAGGAAUUCAAGAAGGUCCAGGACACCUUCGGUUUUCUGAACACCUUCCUUGAGGGCCAGGAGUAUGUGGCAGGUGACCAGUACACCGUGGCCGACAUUGCCAUCCUAGCCAGUGUCUCCACCUUCGAUGCCCUCGAAUUCGACAUUAGCAAAUAUCCGAAUGUAGCCAAGUGGUAUGAAAAUGUCAAGAAGAUUACCCCUGGUUGGGAGGAGAAUUGGCAGGGAGCUCAGGAUGUGAAGAAGGUGGUCGAUGAGAAAAAGAACGUUGCUAAGUAAUCUUUCUUGUGAUAUGUAAAUUAUUACAUUUAUAAUAAAAAUAAUUGUUAGCUUCUA